Molecule: messenger RNA, 985 nt
Organism: Pundamilia nyererei
Lineage: Eukaryota; Metazoa; Chordata; Actinopteri; Cichliformes; Cichlidae
Gene: spag8
Product: sperm associated antigen 8
Exons: 6
Coding region: 154-714 (186 amino acids)
Biological process (GO): positive regulation of transcription by RNA polymerase II
Cellular component (GO): nucleus; cytoplasm
Molecular function (GO): microtubule binding
Source: RefSeq, a predicted model, not a curated record
UGUGCAUUGUUGUUGUUGUCAUGGCGACGCUUCCGUCGAACAAACGCUGUUGCUAAGCGAUGCUCGUAAACUUUAACUUAGAAAGACGAUCCCGAAGCUACCCGCAGCUCCAUUCACUUGCGUUCAGUCCAGUUCCAUAGUUUUGUUCCCGUUAUGACCGAGCAGACAGCCGCUGUGGGACAUAAAGUUGGAAAACCGAUGUUGCAUAACUGGGUCGAAGAGAGAGCCAUUGCAGAUCUCCAUACAGAGGACCCAAAGACACACAAGCACAUACAUGGCCACAAGGGGAUUCUCACAAUAGACCUGGAGUCCAAGAUGGAGUCUGUGACUACGCUGAAAGCAGCUUAUGUUGCUCCAAAGACUCCAGUGGGGAGGUUACAGGGCAUCAGAGGCGAGCUGCUUAAAAAACACACUGCCCAGAUGAUAAGUGAGAAGAUUCAUGCUGAUCUGAACCCACUGACUCCCAAAACGGAGUACUGCUCCACAACCCAGAAGGAUUUCUGUGUGGAGGGAUUUGUGCCUCAUAAACCUGAAACAACACGUGUUCAUGACUACAAAACUGACCAGGCCAUCACAUUCUGGAGUGAAAACUGCCAGCGGAUACAGGGUGUGACUGCCGCCCGGAGCUCGAAGGGACCCUUCAGGAAGUCAGCUCUGUUCAGCACGCCCAUCACCGAGCGGCUGGAUGAAAUUGAUCUCCCACCUGACAAUUGAGGCACUACACCAGCGUGCUGUUCUGCCACUUUUUUUAAUGAUUUUUUAUUAAAAUGGUAAUCCAUUUUAAAGGUUAAGUUUAGUUCUUAGCGAUAGUGGCACCACAAAAGGAUUUAUCUAUUCUUUAAGGCUAUUCUUUUUUUUGUUAUUAUUGGCACUCAUGUUGGUUAAGUGAACUGCCAUCGCCAAAACAGCAGUUAGAGCUGCACAAGACUCACUGUGUGUACUGGACAUCAUAAAUCCUAUGCAACAGCUGGGAGACCAGCUUAUA